ACAGUCACACUUGACAUCAUUCACAGGUCCCAUCUACCCUCCAUCCCGGGCGAUGCCCUCAUCCCCUUUGGGACACAUGGAGGCAGCUUGGCCCAUUGCGUGCGGGAUGCUGGAGGACAGGACCACCUCCCAAAUGCUAUCUAUUUCCUGCUGGGAACUUGGCUGGGCCAAGGGCAGGAUUGCAGGGAGCCCCUGCGGUUUCCCUCUUGGACCCUGCAGCUGGCCACUCUGCACGUCAGCUUUGGUGGCUCCCACGUGGAGGGCCAUGCCUACCUUCUGCCAGGCCACCUGGAGCAUCUCAAGGCCAUUGAGGCCGAACGGAAAGAGCCAGCUCCAAAGCUCCUGCCACUUCCAGAGCCAGAGCCAGUGCCAGCCCCCGGGCUGGAGCCAGCUGCACCUCCAGUCUCACCACGUGUGGUAGAGCUGGAGCCAGCAGCCCCUGAGUCGGCCACUCCAGGACCAGAGCAAGGGCCACCAUUAGAGGCAGCCCCAGAGCCCAGCUGCCCCCGGGCCGUGACCACCGAGGACCAGCUGCGGGAAGAGAAGCUGAACAUCUUGGACUUCCCUCCCCAGCUGGUGGCAGAGCAGCUGACGAGGAUGGCUGCGGAGCUGUUCAAGACGUUGGUGCCCGCCCACUGCCUCGGCUCCAUCUGGUCCGAGUGCGACAACAGGGAACGAGAGUACCUGGCACCCACUGUCCGUGACAGUGUGAUGCACGACAACACCGUGGCCAAUUGCAUCCUCGUCACCUGCCUUGGGGACCCCAGCAUGACAGCGCGGGACAGGGCCAGGGUGGUUGAGCUGUGGAUCAGGGUGGCUGAGGAGUGUCGAGGCCUCGGGAACUUCUGUUCCCUCCACACAAUCCUUUCUGCCCUGCAGAGCCCUGCCAUUGCCCGUCUCCAAGACACCUGGGGACAAGUUUCCAGGGAGAGUUCUCGAACCUGGAAGAAGUGGGUCAGGAGAGAGAAACGCGUGAGCAGGGAGCUGCUAGUGCAGGAGGCGACCUCCGUGUUAAAGACUGCAGAGAGGGCCCGCCAGGGAGCCCAGGAGAGGCAGCGGCAGCAGGGUGUCUUCCCCUCCCUGGUGACGUUCUUCCAUUCCCUGGAGCUGCUGGACGCUACGAUGGAGGAUUAUGUGGAGGUGAGUGAGCCCGGAGGUGGGUCCGGGGGCUCAGGCUCCUGAGGGUGGGGAGGAGAGAGUCCUGUCCUGAGCCCUGAGCUCUCUGCGUUUGGCAAAAGUCCUCUCAGCAGGGCCUCCAGCCUCGUGUGGGAGUUGGGGUGUCAGGCCCAUCUCCCCAGUGGGUGAUGCAGGCUCUGCAUAAGCCACCGUCCAGGUUCCCUGGGCUGAUGAGGCUCAGAGCUGCCUGACUGUGUGGCCGCAGGAGGUGGUGUCUGAGCUGGACUCAGCGUCUCCCUCUGGCCCUGCCAGUGAGGGAAGAGAAGUCGGGCCCCUCCCAGUCAGGAAGCACAUCAGAGGCUGAGCUGUCCCUUCCUGCCUGAGGCCUGAGUCUCCCCACGUGUCAUCAGAGAGGGUUGGGUCACAAGGUCUGUUGCCUCAGUUGCUCUGCGCCCCCUGCUCUGGAGCCCAGAGACUGGCCCAGGUCCAAGUCCGGGCUCUGGAUGGGCCUGCCCACUGGCAGUAGUGCAACAUUGCAAGAGGUGUGGACGGGGGCUAGUGCUGGCCCCAGGGGGCUGUUUCUG
Messenger RNA from Equus quagga, 1700 nucleotides. RefSeq names its product ral guanine nucleotide dissociation stimulator-like. The transcript has 8 exons. Gene Ontology annotation, biological process: positive regulation of GTPase activity; Ras protein signal transduction. The record is from RefSeq and is a predicted model, not a curated record. Gene Ontology annotation, cellular component: plasma membrane. Gene Ontology annotation, molecular function: guanyl-nucleotide exchange factor activity. Lineage: Eukaryota; Metazoa; Chordata; Mammalia; Perissodactyla; Equidae. The annotation marks the transcript as partial.